Dendrobium catenatum is the source of this 599-nucleotide messenger RNA. Its product is annotated as RNA polymerase II transcriptional coactivator KIWI. Gene Ontology annotation, biological process: positive regulation of transcription initiation by RNA polymerase II. Lineage: Eukaryota; Viridiplantae; Streptophyta; Magnoliopsida; Asparagales; Orchidaceae. Gene Ontology annotation, cellular component: transcription regulator complex; nucleus. The coding region runs from base 72 to 377 and encodes 101 amino acids. The record is from RefSeq and is a predicted model, not a curated record. Gene Ontology annotation, molecular function: transcription coactivator activity; DNA binding. The transcript has 4 exons.
ACCCAUUUAUGCCCUCGUGCUGUCAUUCGUAAAACCAAAAACAAUCCUCUCGUCAACAUCGGCCGGUGCGAAUGUGGAGGAAGGGGAAGAGGUAUGGCGGCGAUUCUGGCGCUGGAUUCUCGGCCCAACCGGCAAAGUUCGCCAAGACGGACUCUGACGAUAGCAGCGGUGAUAUAGUCGUCUGCGAGCUGUCGAAGGGCCGGAGGGUUACUGUGAGAAAUUGGCAGGGACGAAUUGUGGUGGAUAUCAGGGAAUUUUACUCCAAGGACGGGAAGGAGCUCCCUGGGAAGAAAGGUAUCUCUCUACCCUUGGAUCAGUGGGAAGUACUGCGGGAUCAUAUCGAGGAAAUCAAUGAGGCAGUGAUGGAGAAUGCUUAAAGUCUCAAUUGUAUUGUGGGAUUCAGUUCUGAAGGUUCAUCUCUCUCCAGAAUUUGACUAUGCUGCAUUUUACUUGCUUCCAAUGUUUUGUUAGCAUGUUGUAACUAAAGUUGUGCAUUGUAAUACAUAUAUAUGAGAGGAAUGGUAGUAGUAGUAGUAAUAGACAAAUUUGAUGAACCAUGAACUCAGAUUAAGCAAGCUAACACUCACUUUCUUGCCUUC